This is a messenger RNA of Protobothrops mucrosquamatus (brown spotted pit viper), 907 nucleotides long. It is a transcript of the gene HAGHL, whose product is annotated as hydroxyacylglutathione hydrolase like. Lineage: Eukaryota; Metazoa; Chordata; Lepidosauria; Squamata; Viperidae. The transcript has 8 exons. The record is from RefSeq and is a predicted model, not a curated record. Bases 25 to 870 code for a protein of 281 amino acids. Gene Ontology annotation, molecular function: hydroxyacylglutathione hydrolase activity.
CCAUGACCCUUGAAUCUCUGGAGCAUGAAGGUCAAAGUGAUUUCAAUUUUGGAAGACAAUUACAUGUACCUGAUCAUCGAAGAAACCACCCGACAGGCCGUUGCAGUGGAUGCUGCUGUUUCCAAGCGGCUCCUGGAGAUCAUCCAAAGAGAGGACGUUAUUCUAAAAGCCAUUCUGACUACCCAUUACCACUGGGACCAUGCAAGAGACAAUGAAGAACUGGCCAAAGUUUACCCCGGCCUGGAGGUAUAUGGUGGGGACGCACGGGUGGGAGCUCUGACACACCAGGUGACUCAUGAGGAGGAAUUAAAGUUUGGCAGCAUCAAUGUGCGGUGCCUUCUCACGCCAGGCCACACCGCCGGACACGUCUGCUACUUCAUGUGGGAAAACGAUUCUCUGAAUGCUCCUGCAGCUUUCACAGGCGACACCUUAUUUGUCGGUGGUUGUGGGAGACUCCUGGAAUGCCCAGCUGAACAGCUGUACAAGAGCCUGACGGAGGUCCUGGGCGGGUUGCCAAAGGAGACUAAAAUCUUCUGUGGACAUGAGUACACAACCCAGAAUUUGAAGUUUGCCUUAAAGGUGGAACCAGAGAAUGAAUUUGUGAAAGAAAAGCUCAUUUGGGCUAAACUCCGAGAAGAUGAAGACCUCCCAACGGUGCCUUCUACUUUGGCUGAGGAGUUCCUCUACAACCCAUUUCUUCGCAUCUUGGAAGAACCAGUCCAGAAAUUCACGGGCAAGUCGGCUCCCGUCGAGGCCUUCGCGGCUCUCUGCAAGGCCAAAGAGAGUUUCCGGAAACCCAAAGAGCAGCUCAGUCCUCAGGCUAUGCUGGCAUUUGAAUGGGGGCUGUUUGACCCCCUCCUGCAAAAGUGAACCCCUUCCUGCCGUGGUGAGGACACAGGUGCUGUGG